Molecule: messenger RNA, 2076 nt
Organism: Mastomys coucha (southern multimammate mouse)
Lineage: Eukaryota; Metazoa; Chordata; Mammalia; Rodentia; Muridae
Gene: Tmem179
Product: transmembrane protein 179
Exons: 4
Coding region: 163-864 (233 amino acids)
Source: RefSeq, a predicted model, not a curated record
UCUGCACGCAACGCGAGAGACCCGCGGGCGCCGUCACUGCGCAGCCUCCCACGCGGCUCGGGCCAGGCCUGCGCGGCGCCGGAGACUCGCGGCCCGGCUUCUGGAGCGAUCGCAUCCCUGGCCGGUGGCCUCCCCAGCGGCUCCUCUCAUCCUGGCACCACCAUGGCGCUCAACAAUUUCCUCUUUGCGCAGUGCGUCUGUUACUUUCUGGCCUUCUUGUUCAGCUUCGUGGUGGUGGUGCCAUUGUCUGAGAACGGCCACGACUUUCGUGGCCGCUGCCUACUCUUUACCGAGGGUAUGUGGCUGAGUGCCAACCUGACGAUGCAGGGGCGGGAGCGCUUCACGGUGCAGGAGUGGGGCCCACCAGCUGCCUGCCGCUUCAGCCUGCUCGCCAGCCUCCUGUCACUGCUGCUGGCCGCUGCGCACGCAUGGCGCACGCUCUUCUUCCUCUGCAAGGGACACGAGGGCUCCUUCUUCUAUGCCUUCCUGAACCUCCUGGUCAGUGCCUUUGUGGUCUUCCUGGUCUUCAUUGCCAGCACCAUCGUGAGUGUGGGAUUCACUAUGUGGUGUGACACCAUCACUGAGAAGGGCUCCACACCCCACAGCUGCGAGGAGUUCCAGGAAACGGACUUGGAGCUGAACGUGGACAACUCUGCCUUCUACCAUCAGUUUGCUAUCGCCCAGUUUGGACUGUGGGCCUCCUGGCUGGCCUGGCUGGCCAUCACCACACUGGCUUUCCUGAAGGUUUAUCACAACUACCGCCAGGAGGACCUGUUGGACAGCCUGGUUCAUGAGAAGGAGCUUCUGCUGGCCAGGCCCACCUCCCGCACCUCCUUUCAGGGGGAGAAAAGUGCUGUCAUCUAGGCCAGGCAAGGGCAGCCCCCUUUCCUGAGGCCCACAUGAGGGGGGAGCCUGGGGACCCACCCAGGCUGGCCAACACAGCUCUGCAUAUGUCUCUUGACCCCGCCCACCAUGAAAAGAGCACCCGAGUUCCCAUGGCAAGCCUGACAGUGAUGGGGCAGAGACCAGAGACUGGGGUGGGGGGGGGGUGACUUCCAGCUUCCAGUCCUGGCCUUGGUUAGUGUGAUGCAUACUCCUUCACUCAUCUGAUCAUUUGUCCAUAUAUGUGCAUGUGUGGGAACACGCGUGUGGAUGGGAAUAUGACUGCAGAACCGAGGUGACAGUGCCAGGUUAGCAGCCUUUGCACCACCUCAGGCUCCAGCACACCUGAGUCCAUGCCCCUCCCAUAAGGGGCUGACUUCCCAUCCUACAGCACUCAGCCAAGGUCCCCAGAAGGCACCGGGGAAGGCGGCAGGUGGAGGACCCUGGGCUGGGCUCUGUCCCCUGCUCUGAGAGGACAUCUUGGGCUGCUUGGCUGUGGUGGGAGAGUUCUGCUCUCUUCCUUGGAAGCUUUCUAGGUGGCAUGGUUCUCUGUAUCGAGAGGGUGAGGCCCCCAUGGCAGAAGAGGCCCAGCCCAUCUGGAUCUCAGUGAGUGCAUUCCGUGUUUCUGGCCCUAGUCUGAAGUUGUGCUCCAAUGCUGUCCCCUAUUUCCAAGCAAGGUGAUCCUGACCUGGGUCCAAGUGCAGUGUCCACCAGUGGCUGGUGUUUUUCCAGGUGGAAGGCACUAGCUUCCAGGUUCACUGUGAGGAGCCUGUGUAUGUUGGAGGGUCAGUUGGGCCCUAAAAAUUGAAGCCAGCAAGGGUGGUCAGGGUGCUGUGCAAGGGGGUGGCUAUCUGAGGAGGGCAGGGUCAGGCCGACUGACACUCAGCCUUCUCUGAGGGCGUUGGAUGUUGGUGUCCCAGGGACUCCUGGGGAAGGGCCUCUGGCCUAGGAGUGUUGGCAGGACCCGUUGGCGGCAGGGUGUCUGUCCAAGAGAGGUCUUAUGGCAUGGAUGGCAAGAGGCAGGCAGAGGCUGCAGAGUGGUUCCCAGGUUGCCUACCAGAUGCCUCUGCUCCUGUCCAGCCUGCUACAGGGAAGUCCUGGUUUCAGUAUUCCGGGUGAGGCUGAUAGUGAUGAGUCCUACGCCUCCAUGUGUCUGAUCCUCAAGUCAAAAUAAAAUAAAGACGAAACAUCUGA